UUCAUCCAUCUUUUUGUCUUGUCUUAAGAAGCAUUUUUUUAUAAUGUAUUGGAGCUUGGAAUUUAGUUUGUGUCAUAGUACCUAAGUUCGACGACCUUUUUACUGUAUGGUGCUCGAGUUUGACUAUCAUUUAUAUAUUACUUUAGAGAAUAGUUUUAGAUUUUUUUGCUUAGGGUCAGUGUUGUGUGAUGUCUGCCAUAACUAUGUGAUAGGUUGCUAGAGGAAUAGUUUGAUAGGUAGUAGCCAAGUCGAUUAUACGAAUUUAUAGGACUUAAAUAUCCAAUAUUUACAUUUCUAAUAAAGUCUUAAGAUCCUAAUUUUUAUUAUCACAUUUGGUUUGUAAUUUGUAAUUGGGUUUUCACUUGUUGGUGAUGUUUGACUUGUUAUGACUUUGUAUUUAUUGCUUUUAUUUAUUUGUAAAGGAUGACGUGUAUAUUUCGAUCUUCCUUCAUUGUGCUCGUGCUUAUAGUUUUAGUUAAAACUAUAAUUUUUUAUUUGCUUCUCAAAAAUUAUGUCAAUUAUUGAGCAGUUAUUCUUAAUAACUAAAUUCACGUAGAGCACCCUCACACAGCAAUGCACUGGUUCAAAACCUAUAAAAAGAUUAGCAAUACUAAAACAUGUUAUUUGAUGAUAAAGUUCAAGCUCGAAGUAUGGUAAAAGGUUAAAAAAAUAUAAGGUCUUGGCAAUGGUUUGCUUAUAUCUUUCAUGUAAAAACACGAUAUCAAGUAUAUAUGUAUUGAUUCUAGUAAAAAGUUUACCAUUAUUGGAAUCCAUUGUCAAUGAUUACAAGAUUCUAACUUACACAUUAAUUGUAGAUACAUUUUGGUUUUGGAUUACUCAUUGAAUCGUGACCCUGAUCACUUAAUAUAAGCUUUGCCUUAAAUUAAUAGGAUAAAUUGGUUAAAUGGGGUUUCUUAACACAAUUUUGACGACAACUAUAAUCAAUUGGCUUUAAGAUGAGAUGGUUAAAGUUCAAAUCGAUAAUUAAUAUCAAAGUUAGGUUUAUAGGUUUGGUCAUGAUGGGGGCCAUUGAUGUUGCUCUUGAGAUUGAUGCUGCUCUUAAGCUUGAUGAUGAGUUGCCCAAACGAUGCUGCUCUUAUUUUUACAUUUAUAUUAUAAAAAAAAUAAUAAUAUUAUUUUUAUCAAUAAUGUAUGUAUAUAAUUAUACUACAAUGAAUAAUAUCAAAGACACACUAAAUUCACAAACUUAAAAGUAGAAAAUAGGUAUUUAAUUCAUUAAUGCAGGUGGCAAAUUAAUAAUUAUUGACAUAAAUUCUGGGGAUAACCCAUUAAAAGGCAUAAAAUCACUGUGGAAUUACAAAUCUAACCUCCCACUCUUAUUUUAUGCUUUUUAAUCGGUUACCCCUGCAUUCUAUCUUUUUAAUCAUAAAGACAAGGAGAGAAUUGUAAAAUCAUAAUGUGUGAAUAGGAUUUGAUGAGGCUACUUGGUUACUCUAUUGGGUGAGAACGGACAUUAAGGUGAGUUCCGCAUUCCACGCAGCGCAACCCACGGAACCGAAGAAGUAGCCACUAAUCAGAACAUGACACGCAAGAGAAGUGGCCACGUGGCUACCAGAGAUGAGGGUGUCAGGGUAGUAAGGUGGAGUGGAGCGUAGGAGAUCGAGAGCCAGUACGAAUCCCUCCCAGGCCGUUUCUAAAUCUGAAGCUUUUGCCGGUAUUAGCUAUGGCAAACGCCAACGAGGAGAGAAAGGAGGUGAGAUUCUGGGGCGCAUUGAAGAUGUUGGCUGUAUUAAUACUCGUUGUCUUUACUCAUAACCGCCUACCCACUACACUGAUCGAAGUUGGGAGCUUUUCUAGAGUUGAGAUUAAGAAGAAGAAGCAAAGAAAGCAACAACUGUUCCAAUGGCCCAACAACCCACCGGAAAUGCCUCACUGGCCGCCACCGCCAAUACCCACAACAAUGAGAGCAAUAACAACGGUAACAGCGUCAACAACGUGGUCAUAUGCACCAUUUGCAUCGACCCAGUCAUCGAGAACGGGCCCCGAGCCGUGGUUCGGCUUGGCUGCGGGCAUCGGUUCCAUCUGGAUUGCAUUGGUUCUGAAUUUAAUGCAAGGGGUAUCAUGAGAUGCCCUAAUUGCAGAGUAAUUGAAGUUGGUGAAUGGCGGUUUUCAAAUGGCCAGUGUACCCAAAAUAGAACCAAUGAGAAUCAGGCUCAGUUUUUGGUUGAAGCGCAGCCAGUAGCAGUUCUUCCUUGGUGUCCUAUUCUUGGACUUUUCACUCAUGGACCUUAUGAGGUAUGGGGAUUGCCAUCUCAUGGAUAUGGCCCUACUUUCAGCCAUCAAUGGAAUCUCCUUCCUCCGCCCAGCAAUGCUCCUGCCCAAGGCCUCCCUGCCAGUUUGCACUAUGGCAAUUGGGGUACCUUCUCUCCAACAAGUGAGAAUUCUAGCAGGGCCAAUCCGACUGUUCCCUCCAUGAUGGGAUUGUCUUGGGUUGCUUCUGGCGGAGUACCAAGUCUGCAAUCAGUCACUCAGCCAGUUGUUCUCGACCAUGGGUCUGGUGCUUUUGGCCCUUUGCCCUCUUCGAUUGGUUCACCUGUGGUGUAUACAGCAUCACCACCUGCUCAGCCUGCUGACUUUUACAUGGUUCCUCCUUCAGGCUCAGGCUUGCUGGGCCAGAUUCCCCGGCAAGCAGUUCCAAGUCCAGUCAUCCAUAACCGCAUGUUGGGACUUGACAGAAGAAUAAUUUCUCAAUAUAUCACAAACAGCAGAGAUCCAGUUUGGUGGGUAGCUGAUUAAGCUUCUGCUGUGUAUGGUCAUGGCAGCUGUGGGUGAACUGGCAGUCCCUAGUAUUGGGCAAAAAGGUUUUCGUGCCAGUAAUCUGAAUCAAUCUAAGGCACUGGUUGCUCUUCAAUCACAUGCAGAUCCUUAGAAUUUGACUUUAUAAACUUGAGUUCCCAUUGUACACUCCUAGAUACUAGGUUGACUUGUAUAUUUUCUUUUUGUGCUGAUUAACAUCACUGUAUGUAUAUAUAUUUUUUUGUACAAAACUGAAUCAAAUCAAUUGAGCAUCGUUUCUCAAAAUCAA
Molecule: messenger RNA, 3046 nt
Organism: Vitis vinifera (wine grape)
Lineage: Eukaryota; Viridiplantae; Streptophyta; Magnoliopsida; Vitales; Vitaceae
Product: E3 ubiquitin-protein ligase IPI1
Exons: 6
Coding region: 1864-2757 (297 amino acids)
Molecular function (GO): ubiquitin-protein transferase activity
Source: RefSeq, a predicted model, not a curated record